Leptopilina heterotoma is the source of this 618-nucleotide messenger RNA. RefSeq lists its product as uncharacterized. Gene Ontology annotation, biological process: proteolysis. NCBI's taxonomy places the organism in Eukaryota, Metazoa, Arthropoda, Insecta, Hymenoptera, Figitidae. The record is from RefSeq and is a predicted model, not a curated record. The transcript has a single exon. Bases 1 to 618 code for a protein of 205 amino acids. Gene Ontology annotation, molecular function: aspartic-type endopeptidase activity.
AUGUCGGCCAACGACGUAACUCCCGGUAAAUCGCGCCGACUAUUUUUAACGGACGAAUCUUCGAAAAUAAGGUUCCUUGUCGACACAGGUGCUGAUCUGUGCGUCUUUCCGCGUGUGCAACUUCCUCAACCUCGUGAGAAAUCAACCUACGAACUUUACGCGGCUAACGGGACACUCAUCGCGACUUACGGAACGCAAAUUUUGAAUUUAAAUUUUGGUUUGCGUCGCCAAUUCACGUGGAGAUUCGUCGUCGCUGACGUAGAGAAACCCAUCAUCGGCGCUGACUUCCUGGCACACUACAAACUCCUGGUGGACCUACAGAACCAACGGCUUCACGACCAAGUGACUCAUCUUACCUCCCAGGGCGAGGUGGUUGAGUGCGAGAUUUCCAGCAUCAAGACUGUCACUGGUUCUUCUCGAUUCCACGAGCUUCUGCAGCGGUUUCCCGAAAUAACUCGCCCGGAUGGUACAACCAGGUCUGUUCCACACUCAACAAGGCAUCACAUACUGACAACUCCUGGACCACCAGUGGCGCAGAAACCACGGCGUUUGGCACCGGACAGAUUGCAAAUUGCAAAAUCCAAUUUUGCAACAUUUGUCAAAUUGGGAAUUGCUUAA